AUGAUAAUCUUCCUGACCACUCGUGGAACCUCGAACUCCCUCCGGCCCCGCAAAUCCGCACAUCCCCAGGCCCCCUUGAAUCUUCUUUGCCACCAACCCAACCCCCUCCCAUCCCAAAGCGGAAAAUCGUCGAUUAGUUUGUUCCCCAACCCCGGCCCCUCGACAUUUCCCUGGACCCCCCGUCGGAAAGGGCCUCCAAUCUUUGCCACCGUAAGGUUUAAGCGCGGCCUCAAGCCUGGGUUCCCCCUCUCAGCUUCCAGCUUCUCAAGGCAUUCAUCCCUGCUAAUUGACUUUGCUCCCAGGGUUUCACCCUCAUUACCGCCCCCCGCCCCGGCCCUUAGCCACAAAAGGGGGCCAGAACUUCGGCGAAAUGACCUAUACCCGGGCCCCGGCUCCGUAUGGCCCCCUCCCCCGCCCUAUCCCCACCUCCCUGCACAUUUCUCAAACUCAUGCCAUCAGCAAGUGACUGCUGCCCCCGACGCCGCCGACCCGCGGGCCCCGCCGCCGCCCUGGCGCCCCUAG
Molecule: messenger RNA, 522 nt
Organism: Penaeus monodon (black tiger shrimp)
Lineage: Eukaryota; Metazoa; Arthropoda; Malacostraca; Decapoda; Penaeidae
Product: WAS/WASL-interacting protein family member 2-like
Exons: 1
Coding region: 1-522 (173 amino acids)
Source: RefSeq, a predicted model, not a curated record